This is a messenger RNA of Cottoperca gobio, 3061 nucleotides long. RefSeq lists its product as uncharacterized. The transcript is spliced from 5 exons. The record is from RefSeq and is a predicted model, not a curated record. Gene Ontology annotation, molecular function: protein binding. NCBI's taxonomy places the organism in Eukaryota, Metazoa, Chordata, Actinopteri, Perciformes, Bovichtidae. The coding region runs from base 285 to 1550 and encodes 421 amino acids.
AGCUACAUUACAUAACGCCUCAUGUACAUAUUAAACACUUGUGAUAUAAACUGUGUUGAUGUGAGUCAUGAAGUGGGGAAGCUUCAUGAUAUCUGUUAGUUACAUGUUUCCAUAUUCGCCUGCAGUGUUUCCUUUAACGUAAAGCAAAAAAAAAAUGUGGACAAAGAUAUUUUCUUCGCUGACUUUGAAAGAAGCAAAGGUAUUUAAAUAAGGUAUUUAAUGGUCAGAGAUGUCAGAGAGGACUUUCUAUCCCUGGAGAAGACACAGGCAGCAGGAGCGCCUGGAUGUGGCAGCAGGACAGUCUGACACGGAGGAAGAAGAACUCGCAGCUGGUCUGCAGCAGCUCUCCUGCUGCCCCGCCUGCAGCCAGGGCCGUGACAGCGUCCUGCUCCUGCCGUGCUCUCACACCAUGUGUGCUCACUGUGUCGGCAGCAGCACAGCGAUCCGGUCAGCCUCUCCUCCGUAGCGUCGGCCCUCCCGUCUGCUCUGUGCCGUGUCCGUGCUGUCGACAUCCUGUGGAGCUGCCAUGCUGGAGCUGGUCAGCUGCCACUUCCUGUCUCCCAAAACAUCCCGCCCUGAGUCCUGCAGGUGUCAGCAGGGAGACAGGCACCAGGGAGGGUCACCUUCCACAUGUGCAGGAGUCUGCAGGGGACAUUACAGCACUGAGCUGCUUACACGGCUCCGACGCCGCCUGUUGUUGGACAGCACCAGUGGAAGGCGAUGUCGAGCUGCGGGAGGAGCAGAUGGAGCAGUCUGUGUUCGGACUAUGUUUUGCUCUGGACCCUUCGACUGCCCCUCCAUCACUCCGUCUUUCCAACUCCUCCCUCACCGCCACCUACCACGGACAGAGCCCCCCCGGCCCGCCUCCAGACGCCAGGGUCAGGCGAUCCGUGACCCCUGACCCCGGGGCUAUGCCGGCCCUCCCGCAGGUCUGCGCUGACGCGGUCAUCGCACGAGGACAGUACUACUGGGAGGUGGAUGUGUGUAACAGCUCCGUCUACAGCGUCGGUGUGAGCUCGCUGGAUGCUUCUGCCGGCUGGUGGUUUGAAAGGCGGGGCUUAUCUUUCUGUGCCGUGUAUGAUGGGAGCCGGGAGCCGCUCUGCACUGUCCCGCCUCAGAUCAAAACCAUUGGGGUCUUCCUCAACAUUGGAGGGGGCGCCCUGAGCUUCCACAACCCUCUGACCCAGGAGCACCUCGCCACACUGCCUACGCGCUUCAACCCUGCUGGAGUCGUCCCGGCUCUGGGCCUGGGUCAGGGUCGACUGAGGCUGCGCUGCGGCCUGCCCCCUCCUCCUCAUGUGUUCCUCGGGAAGGACUCGGCCUACAGGGGACCUUGUGGGGCCGCUGGAGGCCGCUGGCACGGGGAGAUUCCCUUCCAGUCAGUGAGGAAAGUGAUCCAGAAGUUUGAGGAGCUGGCUGUGUCCGACUCAGACUCAGGCCUGGUGUCCAGUUCCGGAUCUUCCUGCUCCACCUUGGCUUCCCUCCCAGAGAUGGGGGUCCCCGGGAUGCUUCCCUCUGGGCGAGCUGGACAGGAAGCUGUUGCUGAAUAAGAAACUCUUCAGUGGGAGAGUCAGGAACACACCCACUGCUCCUCCGAGGGGUCAUUUGAAAGGCUAAUGCUUCAUAUUGAAGGACUUGUAGCUGCCUCUCUCUGCGUGACCCCGGACCUGCAAUUGACUCUCUCCCCAGGACACGGCCCCCUCUCCACCAAACAACCCCCACUAGUUUGGGAUCAGGCCAGAAAGAGUGCUCUGUAAUGUGAAGUGUGAGGAGAGGGUGGGCUCCCAGCAGCGGGAGUCCUUGAUGUGUGUGUGUGUGAGGGUUGUUGGACAGUAGGGGUCCUACAGUAGGACUGCGCGCGUUCCCGCGUGUGUGUAUGUGGACACUAGCACGAGCCAGAGUAUGUGUUUGCUCAGUCGCAUUUCGGCAAGCGCGUGAGCAAGAGGGGACAAUGUAUGAGCGGCAGGGGGUGGCGGGACGAGGUGUGAGUACAGUGACACCGGCGGUGUUGACAGAGCGCAGGGGACAGGUGGUAACAUGGUUGAUCCCGCGGCCUGCCUUCGAUAGGACAGUAGGGCUGCCCUUCUCUGACCCUUUGAAAACCACAGGACUCCCGGAGACUUCAAAAGGGGCGACAGAGAGCAGGAGAACACAGAGGGAGAACAGCAUGAACUAAAGACAGCAGGUGAUGAGCUGACAGAAGGAUCCCAACAGAACCUCUGAAUGCAUCGACUGGCUCAGGCUGAGCUGCUACUUUACAUUAGAAGUGAUGAUUACAGAUUAGAAACAUCACAUUAGUUGUCUUGGCUCAAUGACUGGCGGUUGAUGUAUCCUUUAAUACCCCUGUUCUCUGCCUCUCCUCCGGCGUCUCUCCUUCAUUGGCUCGCAGCUCCACACUGCAUGUUAGACACAGAUUCAGUUUGAGUGAUUUUGGCAAAGUGAAAGAAGCUUCUAAACUUUUCCUCAUUUUCUCUUCCCUCCCCAAAGGCUCCAAGCCCCAUGUGAAGAACCAGUGUUGCCUUUCACUUGGCAGGUCCAUGUUCAUAUUCUCCCUGUGAGACCACUUAUGAUUAAGUAACGCAGUCCCUCUGGAGUAAUCCCUUCCAUCCCAUCGUGUCCUCUCUCUGUGUUUCAAAGUUGCAAUCUCCAAGUGUUUAGACAGAUAGUCCGAACUGUGAAUGUCAAGACGGAACAAAAUGUUGGCGUUUAAAGCUAGCAUCCAUUAGUGUUAGCACUGCGGGGGCACUUCUGGGGACGGGGAGCUGCGCCAGUUUUCCACUGAGCGUCAUUCACGUCAUGCAUGAACAAAAUCAGUUAAGCGGCGGGUCAGACUCAGUAAUAACCGAUGAGUCAAGGAGAAGCUUGUCAGACUGUCGCCUCUCAGACCGCUCGUCAGGAUGACUGUGUUGAUGUUUAACGCUCGAGGUAUUUACCGCGCGAGUAGAAAAUGCAUGUGCCGUGACCGCUUUUGGCGGAUCUAUUGGCUUUUAGGAGUAAAGUGUGUGGAAGCAAUUUGACUCUUGUAAACAGAAAUGAGAGGGGCGCGUUCAGAUUUCAAAGA